AUGUCCGACGAGGUGUACGACGCGGACGGCGACAUCAGCCGCUACCUGCAGACCCCGUCGCUGGAUUCUCAUGUGCUCGCAGUGCCUGACGGUGAGCCCGUGGCAACGCACGUCGGGGCGCCACAACAUGUGCCGCCCGUUCAAGGGGGCGUGGCCUUACCAACGGCACCGCCGCCGCCGCUGAACAUGUCUAUGGCGUUCGGCAACGACGACGAUGUCCAGAACCACGGGAUGACAAAAUAG
Miscanthus lutarioriparius is the source of this 243-nucleotide messenger RNA. NCBI's taxonomy places the organism in Eukaryota, Viridiplantae, Streptophyta, Magnoliopsida, Poales, Poaceae. The record is from the annotation of a GenBank genome assembly.